Molecule: messenger RNA, 375 nt
Organism: Closterium sp. NIES-65
Lineage: Eukaryota; Viridiplantae; Streptophyta; Zygnematophyceae; Desmidiales; Closteriaceae
Source: the annotation of a GenBank genome assembly
AUGGGCCUGGGGCUGCGCGCGGGCCUGGAGCGGGCUGUACGGGCUGCGCACAACAUCAGGACACAGGGCAGCGGGGCGCGCGUAAGCGCUGGGCGAAGCGCUGGGCAGCGAGGCAUUCUUGGGCGGAGGGGAGUGGGGCGCGCGCGAGCUGUAAAGCAGCGCGUGGGGCUCGAUAAGGUGAAGAACGCGGCGAAUCAAGCGGCGAAGAGCGAGGCGGGCCAGAAGGUGGGAGGGUUGGUGAAGAAUGUGGUGAGGAAGGGCGGCAAGGACGCGCUCACGGCGGCGUUCAACGCGUUCAGCAGCGGCAAGGGUGCCAAGGGUGCCCUACAGGCGGGCGCUGGCUCGUUUGUGAAUACCACAAAAACAAUGAUUUAA